GUUACCAAAAAUCUAAACACCUUUUUUCUUAUUCUUUCUUUUUGGUUUCGGUCUUUAUUUUUGAUAUCAAACAUUGACUUCCAUUCACUUGCACUUUCUCUGAAAUUUCCUUUCUUGAUUGAAAAGUCGUGCUUUUCUGCUCAUCUUCUUAAUUGGCUUGCGUUUAGCAGAUUCAGAGACUUUUAUAGGAUUUAUUUAUUGUUUAGGCAUUUGUGGUUUUGGCUAUUGAGAAUAUGAAUUGUGCCUGGUGAUGGAAUUGUUGUUGCUUUUCAUGCUUAGAAUCACUCCAUGGCUAGCCGCACCUCAGAAAACGAUACACCCAUCAUUCGAUUCCAUUCCAAUCUUGAGAUGGCAUCAUUAGUAGAUAAAGCUGAAGGAGAGUAUGAAAAUGAGAACCAAGAGAGUAAAGACUCAAUCGGAAUUAAGAAACAAUUAUCUAAUAGUGAGUUAGACAGUAAUUUUGGUGGGCCAAGGAACAGUGUGCUUGAUAGCAUAAAGAUCGUGAUAUUCUCUGCCAAAAUCAAUUUGCUUAUGCCUUCGGGCCCUUUAGCAAUUCUUGUGCAUCACUUUUAUGGCACUCAUGGUUGGGUCUUUCUUUUCAGUUUGUUGGGCAUUAUUCCUAUGGCUGAGCGUCUGGGCUUUGCCACAGAGCAGCUGACUUACUAUAGUGGACCUACAGUUGGAGGACUCUUAAAUGCUACUUUUGGAAAUGCAACUGAACUGAUAAUAUCAAUUUAUGCAUUGAGAAAUGGGAUGAUACGUGUUGUUCAGCAGUCAUUACUUGGAUCAAUCAUGUCAAAUAUGUUGCUAGUGCUUGGAUGUGCAUUCUUCAGUGGUGGACUUGUGGUUGUUGAGAGGGAACAAGUGUUUAAUAAGGGAACUGCCAGUGUGAAUUCUGGUUUGCUUUUGAUGGCAGUCAUGGGCCUGCUAUUCCCUGCUGUCCUUCACUCUACACAUACAGAAUUGCACUUUGGAAGGUCUGAGUUGGCUCUUUCAAGGUUUACUAGUUGUGUCAUGCUCUUCGCAUAUGCUGCAUAUCUCUAUUUUCAACUGAAGAGCCAGAAAAAUCUUUAUGUUCCUGUAAAUGAGGGAGAAGAUCAGCCCUGGGACACAGAUGGGGAAGACGCUCCUGAGAUCUCAAAAUGGGAAGCAAUCACAUGGCUAUUUCUUUUAACCUUGUGGAUUUCAGUCGUCUCGGAAUAUUUAGUUGAUGCCAUAGAGGGAGCAUCUAAGGAAUGGAAAAUACCAGUAGCAUUUAUAAGUGUUAUCCUUCUACCUAUUGUUGGCAAUGCAGCAGAGCAUGCGGGUGCUAUUAUGUUUGCCAUGAAAGACAAGCUUGAUCUCUCUUUGGGAGUAGCUCUAGGCUCAUCAACACAGAUAUCUAUGUUUGGGAUACCCUUCCUUGUGGUCGUCGGUUGGAUCAUGGGGCGUCCCAUGGACUUAAAUUUUCAACUUUUUGAGACAGCAACACUUUUUAUAACUGUCCUGGUGGUAGCUUUAAUGUUGCAGGAGGGAACUUCUAAUUACUUUAAAGGACUAAUGCUCAUCCUCUGCUACCUAAUAGUUGCUGCAAGUUUCUUUGUACAUAAAGACCCUACGUCUUCAGAUUCUGCAGCUGAUCCGCCAAAACCUGCUGAAUGAUGAACUCAUCAGGGGAAUACGCUUGAGCUUCAGACAUUGACAUAUCAAAUGUGUGGUUUUGCAGAAAAAUUUUUUUUGCGGAGCUGAAAUUAAUAUUUUGCGAAAUAUUGUUUAAGUUGAAAUACUACACAUUUGCAAUGUCAACUUCACACCAUACUUGAAUUGGCAGCUCCAGCUACCAGUGGAUUUCAUGUUGGUGUGAGGAAGAUGACGACAUAUAGGCUUUAGCUUUGCUUCUUGAAUUUUAGUGUAGGAUUAGUAGUGAAAACGAAUAUGUAAGAAAUCUAAAUGAUGUAAACCCAAAAAAAAAAAAAAAAAAAAAAAAAAAAAA
Messenger RNA from Jatropha curcas, 1972 nucleotides. Its product is annotated as vacuolar cation/proton exchanger 2. Gene Ontology annotation, cellular component: plant-type vacuole membrane. Lineage: Eukaryota; Viridiplantae; Streptophyta; Magnoliopsida; Malpighiales; Euphorbiaceae. Gene Ontology annotation, molecular function: calcium:proton antiporter activity. Gene Ontology annotation, biological process: intracellular calcium ion homeostasis; calcium ion transmembrane transport. The record is from RefSeq and is a predicted model, not a curated record.